AUGGACCCCACAUCAUCCUCUAAUUGGAGGUCAGAUCUGAAAGCAGCCGAAAGAUAUGAUCAUAUUGAGAGGUUGAGAGCAGCCAUUGAAGCGAAGGGUCUCAGUUCUACAGGCACUUCACAUAAAACCGCAUUUGCAGCAGAAAAUGAUGCAUACAAUACGUCCAGUUCCAGGGAAGCCUACGAAGCAGCUUGCAAAACAAUCUAUGAGGAAGGUUAUUCCGAGAUAGAAAACGGCAAGGCACAGUCCGAUACUAUCGGAUAUUCAGGUAUCACUAUCGGGCAGUAUUCUGGUUGUCAACACAUCGCAAGCGGACUCGUGUCUGAAGUAUACAGGUCAACGACAGUUGCUCUCAAGGUGAUAACCGAGACUCGAGAUGUAGAACCACAUAAUCCUGCUCGCGAGGUUAAGAUUCUAAGCGAAAUAUCACACAAACAUAUCAUCGAGCUUGUGUCAACAUUCAAAGACGACGAGGGGAGGCUGGUGUUAGUGUUCCCGUACAUGCCACUUACCUUGGCAAAAGUCAUAAACUCCGGUGCGGUCCCUGGAUCUCUGACGAGGAGUUUUUUCCGUGACAUCUUCUCAGCUCUGGAGUAUCUACAUUCGCACAAUAUCAUUCAUCGAGAUGUCAAACCUUCUAACGUUCUCCUCGCCUCAGCCACUGGACCUGCACGCCUCUCAGAUUUCGGCACAUCGUGGCAUCCAACGUUCUCCUUACGGGACGAGCCGGUGAGCCAUAAAGUGCUUGAAGUUGGUACUACGUGUUACAGAGCUCCAGAAACGCUUUUCGGUUACAGAUCGUAUGAUGUAAGCCUCGAUAUGUGGGCGGCGGGUGCAAUGCUUGCUGAGUGCUUAAGGAACCCGCCAAAGCCACUUUUCGAAUCCAGGGAGACGUUUGAGGACGGCAAUCAACUCGGUCUAAUCCUAAGCAUAUUUAAAACGAUUGGAACACCGACAAAAGACACAUGGCCUGAGGCUUUACACUUCUCCACGCCACCUUUUCAGUGGUACCAGAUAUUCGCUGGACAUUCCUGGGACGAUCUACUUAUUGAAGUGGAUAGUUCAGGGAAAGAUCUGGUGAGAGGGUUGAUCCGCUACGAGAGCGUUGAAAGAUUGACGGCUUCGAAGGUUGGAGAUCCCAAUCAGAGAUAA
Glarea lozoyensis ATCC 20868 is the source of this 1152-nucleotide messenger RNA. Its product is annotated as Protein kinase-like (PK-like). Gene Ontology annotation, molecular function: ATP binding; cyclin-dependent protein serine/threonine kinase activity. Lineage: Eukaryota; Fungi; Ascomycota; Leotiomycetes; Helotiales; Helotiaceae. The record is from RefSeq and is a predicted model, not a curated record. Gene Ontology annotation, biological process: protein phosphorylation. The transcript has 3 exons. Gene Ontology annotation, cellular component: nucleus; cytoplasm. The coding region runs from base 1 to 1152 and encodes 383 amino acids.